This is a messenger RNA of Rattus rattus (black rat), 3181 nucleotides long. RefSeq names its product HNF1 homeobox B (gene Hnf1b). Gene Ontology annotation, biological process: insulin secretion; pancreas development; regulation of transcription by RNA polymerase II. The record is from RefSeq and is a predicted model, not a curated record. Gene Ontology annotation, molecular function: RNA polymerase II cis-regulatory region sequence-specific DNA binding; DNA-binding transcription factor activity, RNA polymerase II-specific. The transcript has 9 exons. Gene Ontology annotation, cellular component: nucleus. The coding region runs from base 957 to 2264 and encodes 435 amino acids. NCBI's taxonomy places the organism in Eukaryota, Metazoa, Chordata, Mammalia, Rodentia, Muridae.
CAUUUGAAUUUGCGCUUUGGGGACCUGGCCACUUGCCCUCUAGCCAAAGCAAUCUGGAGGACUUCUAAAAUAUAUAUAUAUUUUUAACCCCCUAAAAUGUUAUUGCUCUAGUUCAGAAGCUUGGGCUUUUUUCGUUGCUGUUUCUCCAUGUAGCAAUGAUUUCUCGCUGGCUGGGUUUAGGGGCCUGGAUGGUGCCAGGCAUAGAGAGUACAGACUGGGGUACCGAGCUCCUCGGAAGGUCUGGGACGACAGGCUGGCAGGGAAGUUGUCCGGGGGCCUGGCUCAGUCAGUCGCCAGCCCCCUGGGGCCUAGGUCCUUCCUCCUGAGAGCCUCGUCUAGCUCACUUCGGAAGCCGACUUAAGGAAGCCCAGGAGGCCUAGGGCGCCUCUGCACCGUGGUCCCCACGCCGGGCUGGACACAGCAGAGAUGUAACAUAAACUUCAGCACGUGGAGUUGGGGUGUUAUUAAUUUAUUUCUAUAAAUCAUCAACAGAAAGUACACAAAGAGCGUGAUUAGGUUGAAAAGAGAGGCGGGUUAUUCAUUGGUGAAGUUGUAAACGCGGCUUAGAAAGGGAAGGAAAUCAAAACGCAGGAGGGGGUGCUCGCAGGGCACACGCACGGAGCUACGGGGAGCUCCCCCAGGUCCCCGGGUUGCUCCAGGAAGCCGACACCCGCAGAGCUCUGCGGGUGCAGAGCCAGUCGGAAUCGGGAGUCUUAGGACCUGGGCCUUCUUCCCACCCCCAAGCCACGGGGAGCAGGAGAGGAGCUCAGACUGUAGCUGGGGUGAGGACCCAGGACACACCCUGAAGCUUUGUCCCAUUCGCAAGCUGGUGCCGCCUUCCCUCCCCUGGGCCUGGAGCGUCCGACUUUAUUAAAGUAAUUUUUCAAGAAAUUGCUAGCGGCUCUCAGGUCACUGCACAGCCGACUACAGGUGAGGACCCAUGGAGGGCCGCCAAAAUGAUCAAGGGAUACAUGCAACAGCACAACAUCCCCCAGAGGGAGGUGGUUGAUGUCACAGGCCUGAACCAAUCCCACCUCUCUCAACACCUCAACAAGGGCACCCCCAUGAAGACCCAGAAGCGAGCUGCCCUGUACACCUGGUACGUCAGAAAGCAACGGGAGAUCCUCCGACAGUUCAACCAGACAGUCCAGAGCUCUGGAAACAUGACAGACAAAAGCAGUCAGGAUCAGCUGCUAUUUCUCUUUCCAGAGUUCAGUCAACAGAACCAGGGCCCUGGGCAGUCGGAGGACGCCUGCUCUGAGCCCACCAACAAGAAGAUGCGCCGCAACCGGUUCAAAUGGGGGCCCGCAUCCCAGCAAAUUUUGUACCAGGCCUACGACCGGCAAAAGAAUCCCAGCAAGGAAGAGAGGGAGGCCUUAGUGGAGGAGUGCAACAGGGCAGAAUGUUUGCAACGAGGGGUCUCCCCCUCCAAAGCCCAUGGCCUAGGCUCCAACUUGGUCACGGAGGUCCGUGUCUACAACUGGUUUGCAAACCGCCGGAAGGAAGAGGCAUUCAGACAGAAGCUGGCCAUGGAUGCCUAUAGCUCCAACCAGACGCACAACCUGAACCCCCUGCUCACCCAUGGCUCCCCUCACCACCAGCCAAGCUCCUCUCCACCCAACAAGUUGUCAGGAGUGCGCUACAGCCAACCGGGAAACAAUGAGGUCACUUCCUCUUCGACAAUCAGUCACCAUGGUAACAGUGCCAUGGUGACCAGCCAGUCAGUUUUACAGCAAGUCUCCCCGGCCAGCCUGGACCCAGGCCACAGUCUCCUCUCACCUGACAGUAAAAUGCAGAUCUCGGUGUCUGGAGGAGGACUGCCCCCGGUCAGCACCUUGACGAAUAUCCACAGCCUCUCCCACCACAAUCCCCAGCAAUCUCAAAACCUCAUCAUGACCCCCCUGUCCGGAGUCAUGGCCAUUGCACAGAGCCUCAACACCUCCCAAGCCCAGGGUGUCCCAGUCAUCAACAGUGUGGCUAGCAGCCUGGCAGCCCUACAGCCCGUCCAGUUCUCUCAACAGCUGCACAGCCCUCACCAGCAGCCCCUCAUGCAGCAGAGCCCAGGCAGUCACAUGGCCCAGCAGCCCUUCAUGGCCGCGGUGACUCAGCUACAGAACUCCCACAUGUAUGCACAUAAGCAGGAACCCCCUCAGUAUUCCCACACCUCCCGGUUCCCAUCUGCGAUGGUGGUCACAGAUACCAGUAGCAUCAAUACCCUCACCAGCAUGUCUUCCAGUAAACAGUGUCCACUGCAAGCCUGGUGAUACCCACAUAACCACUCACUUUGUGCACAGCAACGAGGACCCCAUUUUCCACACCAUCAGUCUCUGGGCAUCUGUCAUAGAGAAGUCCAGCGACCUGACAGGCACCUGGGAAGCCAGGAGAGAUCCCUGCUUACCUGACAUCCUGCCGGGGACCUCCGACAAGCCCAAGCCACUCUCAGGAGGUGCAGCCUGAAGCCCAGCUUCUCUUCUUUGCAGUAUUGUCGUAAUGCCUCUCCCAAGAUGCCAAGUGCCCUUGUUUCUCCCAGAGGUGGCCGGUGCAAAAUGGUGCAACAGGAAUCGAGAAGCCCAUGGAGUUUCCGCUGCAAUCCGUCAUUGAACAAACUGAUGCAAAAACUUGAAUCUGUUACUGAAAUAAGAUGAGGACUGAGGAGGGUGUGUGCUACUGAACUGAGCCGGACACUGUAAAUAACUGACAGACCCCCCUCUCCCAUCCCAGAUGAUCUCAAGAUUUCUUCUAAAGAAGUAAAUUUGUCCAAUGGUGUAAACUAUCAACUACUGUAAUUAAGUGCAAUUUUCCUUCCACGUAUCUACCCCUGCCCUGUAUAUAAUACUAAAGUGUCUAUCACUUUUCUUUGUAAAGGUCAGAGUUGAAAUUCCAAGAGUGACUUGCUCCCUCCCCCUUCUCCACCGAAAACCACCCAAAGUGGGAAAUGAAUCUCUUCACCAGCACCCCUCUGGCCACAGGCAAAGUAUGCCACAGGCCUCUGACAUACUUUGGACAGACUGCUAGCUAACACCCACCACCCCCAUGUUAAGACACAUCUCUGGAUCCCUAGAGGGGUGGGACAUAGUGGAAGCAAGACGCCCUAGCUUCCUGUGGGCCUAGGCGGGGACACUGACUGGCUGAUGGCCAUCUCAGGAAGCUUCCCAUUAAAGCAAUUUAUUUUGUCACUGCU